AUGAAUACACUAAAUUCUAGUGAGCAAUUAUUUUGGAGUGUUUUUAAAAAUAAAUAUUUAGUUAAUUUAAUAUUUAGUUUUUUAAAAAAUCGACAUGAACCAUAUUUAUCAGUUUCAUACAGUCAAAUAAUCGAUAUCACAUAUAUGAUAAAUAAUGGAAGAAAGGAAUUGUUAAAAGAUAAAGUUAAAAGUAAUCAAUUUUUAGUUUUUGGUGAAAGACCUACUUCUUUUAAUAUAUGGAACCAAAUUUUUUGCUUUAUUGGGGAAGAUUACCAAUUUUACAGAUAUUUAUUUAAAAACUAUUCAAAAAGAAUUUACAAUUUAGAAAAUAUAGCUAUUGCCGCAAUAAAUAGUAAAACCAUCACACCAAUAUUAGUAUUAAUCAAAGAUAAACAAUAUACACCAUCAUUUCAAAUAUUAAAAGAAUCUAUAAAGUUUCAAUUUUUUAAAUCAAUUAAAUUUUUAUUAAAAAAUUAUAAAUUAUUUUCAAAUAAUAAUACUAAUAAUAAUAAUAAUGAUAAUAAUAUUAAUAUUAUAGAAAGUAAUAAUGACCAAAAUAUGUCAAUAGACAAUACUCUAAUUUACAGUUUAUUAAAUAAUUGCAUGGAUAAUAAUAGUAAUAAUAAUAAUGAUUGUUCAAUAGUUCAUAUUUUUUUUUCAAAUUUAAAUAAAAAUAAAUCAUUAUCAUCCACGACUAAUAAAAAUAAUUAUAAAAUUUAUAAAAUAAUAAAUUGGUUAAUAAAUAAACUAAAUUUUAGUAAAUUGGGAAAGAAUGAAGUUAUAGAAAAAACAAGUUUGUUUUAUCAGUGUCCUUUUGAUUUCAAAUUAAAGCAUUUGGUUGAAGCCUAUAGGUUAAUAGUUUGCUUAGAAUUAUCCGAAUGCAAGAAUGUUUCAAUAUUGCAACCAGAGGAAUUUAAUAAAUCACUGAGUACAUUCACCAAACAGGAAUUAAAUACAUCGAUUGAUUUAAUGGCAUCAGUAGAUAACCAAAUUAUUAAAGAGUUGGUCACGGUUUAUUUAUCAGUUAGGAAACAAGUUACCAUCAGCCCAAGAUAUCUUAUUGUGUAUAAUAGUGGUUGUGAUUUUAACGCAUUGUGUAAAAUAAAAAAAUUAAGCAGAUUCUCAUUACAAUAUGCAAAUUUCGAUAUAUGGAAGCUAUAUACAGAAAACAUUAAUGAGGAAGAGAACGAAAUAUCAAGAUUUGAAGAUAGUGUCAUGAAAAAUUAUAUAUCAAAACAGAAUGAGGAAUUUAUAGAGAACCCAAGCUAUUUGUUCAAAUAUGUAUCUUGUAUUGAAAAGAAAAAGGAGUAUAUAAAAUCAAUGUUCAGAUACAUUCACAGUUGUUUUGAUAGGUCUUUGUAUUUGCGAACUUUAAACCCAAUGUUCUUUUUCAACUUAAUAUUGAUAGCAACAGAUAGUUUAGAAUUGAUCGAAUUUGCAUACAACGAGUUGAACUUUCAUAAAAUCAUCUCUUCAAAACUAUCAUACCGUAUGUCAAAUAGAAAAUAUAAUCCAAUAAAAUAUGUUAGAUCAACAAAAUCACUAGAAUAUAUUCUGGAUCAAUGCAAUCUCUUUUCAGAAUUCGAGAGUAGUUGUUGUUUUCAAUUUUGGAUUUCUAAUGGUAGAGGAGACUUAUUAGAGCUAUAUUUAAAUAAAAGACCAAAUUUCGUGAUGACAUUUACCGAAUUAACAUCAGCAAUUAACAAUAUACACUUAUCUGUAAUUAAAAAAAUAAUUGAAAAUAAAAAAAGAUCAAUAUUCGAUUCACAUAUCAUUCAAUGUUUACAUGAUACAAGAGUCAAAGGAACAUUAGACCAAGUUACAUUUAUUAUAGACAAUACAUCUUUCUUUUGCGCACCUUAUAAAUUCAAAUUCCUUUCAUCAGCAGACAGAGUCAGACUAUUCAAUUGGAUACUCAAAGAAAGAGAGAAUUUAAUAGGAAAGAGAAUUAUAAUUCAAAAAAGAGAAUUAAAAGAAAUGCAAUAUUUAACAGGUGACAUAAACAAAUUUUUAAAUUUGGAUAUAUCAAAGCAUUUAUUCGAUUUCGAUCUAUCAUUUAAUUCAAUAGCAGAAAAAUACGAUAAAAAAAUAAUUUUAAAAAUUUUAAAUGAUACAACCCCAUCAUUUAAUAAUAAUAAUAAUAAUAAUAAUAAUAAUAAUUAUGAUAAUGAAAAUAAUAAACUUAUAUUAGGAUUGCUAUCAAAUUUAGCCAAAAGAGGGUGGCUAUCAAUAUUUAAAUCAAUUUAUAAAAAACAACCAAACUUAUUAUUGGAAAAUAGAAUAUUUAGCGAAAAAGAUUUAGUAAAUAAUUUAUUGAUACCAUGUGUCCUACACGAUCAUUACGAAUUAUGCGAAUUUAUGAUAAACACAUUAAACUAUAGAAUGAAUAUCAAUAACUAUAUAUUUUUAACAAAUAAAAAUAGUUCAGUCUAUUUUAAUUUAAUUAAAGAUUUAGAAUCAUUAAAUUAA
Dictyostelium purpureum is the source of this 2469-nucleotide messenger RNA. RefSeq lists its product as uncharacterized. The transcript has a single exon. Bases 1 to 2469 code for a protein of 822 amino acids. The record is from RefSeq and is a predicted model, not a curated record. Lineage: Eukaryota; Evosea; Eumycetozoa; Dictyosteliales; Dictyosteliaceae.